This is a messenger RNA of Moneuplotes crassus, 963 nucleotides long. NCBI's taxonomy places the organism in Eukaryota, Ciliophora, Spirotrichea, Euplotida, Euplotidae. The record is from the annotation of a GenBank genome assembly.
AUGGACAAAACUCCACUUAGCCCCAAAUCCUCCACUCUUCCUUCCCCUCCCAACCCAAAAAUUCUACUUGAAGAAGAGAUCUCUACUGGCCUGACGCAUAUUGACUGGCAUCUGUUUGACAAUCUUAUAGGAGUAGGGUGAGCUAGGAUUAGAGGGGAAGGGGAUAGGGGAGUUUGGGUACAGGGCAAUGGGGAAUUGGGUACAGUGAGUCUGGGACUACAGUUUGAGACGAUAAAAGAGCCAAGGUUCAACACUUUUUAGGAUACUGAAAGAGUUUAAGGUGUUUGAUAGAGUUGCUGAUGAUAAAAAGCCUUAUAUUAAGAUAAGAGGUUUUGGUGAGAAGGAGAUCUCAAGGGCAUGUUUUCGUAGAAUUAUUCAAUCUAUGCGUAAAAGUGCAAGGAAAGAAGCUGAGCAUUAUAGUCUAUAUGUCAAGAUGGCUGAUACAGGAGGAAAGAAGCUUCCAUUUAGCUUAUGAAAGAUCAAUAUUUUCAGGAAUCUCCACAUGAUUAAGGAGACUCUCAAUAUAGAAGGAUUCAAACUAGGAAAAUAAUGAUAUUAUGAGAGUAUUAGUAGCUUCAAGACACCUCUUUGUCAUAAAAAUUUCCGAUUGACAGAUUCCUGAGCAAAAAUUUACCAAAAAUUUCCUUAACACAAAAGUCCAAGAAGGAAUCAACAUCGAGGAGAUCUGCUUCAAUGAUUGUACCCUCAUAGACCAAUCAGGAGAGAAAAAGCCUUUGUACUUGAUCAAGAACCUGAUGGAUGGGAUCCUUGGUUCUUCUCUACCAAAAUACAUAGACAACAUAUCCUUCAAAUAUAGCGACCAUUCUUGAUUCAUGUCUCUUAAACAAGCUAGUCAUCACUACAAAAAGGAUAAAAGACUCAUUAUAAUGUUAGAGAUGUGUAGGGUCUCCUUUGACUUCAUGGAAAAAAUGGAAGAAAUCGAUGAACUAGAUUAAAAUGGCA